AGGAGCUGUUUUAAAAGAAGAGGAAAGCGGCAGUGCACAGACAGCAGCUGAAACUGACGGGAUUGCGAUAACAGCAGCAGCAGCAGCAGCAACCAAGAGAGCAAAUCAUAGGCACAUUAAAAUCCAUAGUCUGACAACACCAAGUCUCCAUCUGACCAUUGCAUCUGAUCAGAGAAGCAAGGAGAGAAAGCAGAUUAUUCAAGUGAAAUCUAAAGUUCUUUGAGGUCUCCUUAUAAUGAAGCUCUUGACAGCAGUUUUCCUCUUACUGUUCAUUGCAGUCUGCUUUACCAGCGUGGAAGGAUCAAAAUGCAGAUGCGCAAGAAAAGGCCCUAAGAUAAGAUUCAGUGAUAUACAAAAACUGGAAGAGAAGCCAAAGUAUCCAUAUUGCAAGGAAAGAAUGAUCAUAGUGACAAUGAAAUCACGAUUCCGAGGUGGCCAUCAGUACUGCUUGCAUCCCAAACUCCCAAGUACAAAAAGAUUACUUAAGUGGUACACAAUAUGGAAAGAGAAAGAGAGAGUUUAUGAAGAGUAAAAAGGUAGAGGCCUGGCAGAAUGGGAUUCUGUGGCAGAUGUGAGGAAAAGAUGGACAAUGGAGGAGAUGCCUUCUCACAAGACAUGACACAAAAUCUAUAUUGUUAUAAAGCACUUUUUACCAAGGAUCACUUUUUACAUUUUAUAGCUGAAAAAAGCUGCCAGAUUUCAUAAGGGUCUUUUACACACUAGAUUUCAUAUAUGCCCUUUUUGUAGAGAGAGAUCUUAUGAAACAUAAUCGUCAUUUACAAGUUGUUGUGGGCUUGUUUUUUAAAAAAGAAUCUUCAUUUGAUAGCUAUUCAUAUAUCACUGUGACUGGAAACUGGGCUUUAUAAGCUCAUUCAGUGAACCAUUACUUUGUAAAAAGGUAUUCCAAAAUAAUGUAUCUUCUUUGGUAUUCUGGAAACUUUCUAUGCCAUUGUAAGAUUUCUAGUUGUAGAAGACAUCUGUUUCUGUAGAAGAGCUGAGGUACAAUUUUCUGUGUAGAAUGAAUGAUACAAUUUCUGAAAUAAGUUUUUCAGGGGUUUAAAAUGGGAUAUAAGUUGUUCACCUGUUAAUCAUUGCAGAGGAUGUAAUAUACAAUAUGAUACUCCCCUCUUUUUAUUUUGUAUGGGAAAAAUAUUUCUAAAGCAGUUUAAUAUGAAAAGGCACAUUUUUUCCACCUGCAGUUCUUAUUAAAAGUUUGCAGCCUGAGUCUUGAGAUAUUUUAAGCUUCAGGAAUAUUGUGUAUAGUUUCAUAGAUGUGUAGUUUGAAACUCUCAAAAAUAUAUGGGGGAGGGAAUAUCUGAUAGGGAAAUGGAUAUAUCUGUUUUAGUCACAAAACAUCAUCAUCUUUAUUUUGAAUAUAGUACUUUCAAUGGUAAGCGCGCAUUCCUCUUUUUUUAAAAUUAUAAAUAACAAAACUACCUUUUCAAUUGUAAAUAUACUGCAGAUGAUUUCCCUAUAUUAUCUUGCUGUAUAAUGUAUUGUACUGCUAAAUUAUCAUAUGCUAUUUAAAUGUUUGAAAUAUUUAGGAAGUUGCAUGCAGAUUUCAUAUUUCUUUCUAUGACAAAUGGAAACAUAAGGAAUAAAAUACAUUUAAAAAUG
Rhineura floridana is the source of this 1617-nucleotide messenger RNA. RefSeq names its product C-X-C motif chemokine ligand 14 (gene CXCL14). Bases 236 to 532 code for a protein of 98 amino acids. Gene Ontology annotation, biological process: antimicrobial humoral immune response mediated by antimicrobial peptide; cell chemotaxis. Gene Ontology annotation, molecular function: chemokine activity. Gene Ontology annotation, cellular component: extracellular region. Lineage: Eukaryota; Metazoa; Chordata; Lepidosauria; Squamata; Rhineuridae. The record is from RefSeq and is a predicted model, not a curated record. The transcript is spliced from 4 exons.